Molecule: messenger RNA, 474 nt
Organism: Dermacentor silvarum
Lineage: Eukaryota; Metazoa; Arthropoda; Arachnida; Ixodida; Ixodidae
Product: zinc finger protein 771
Exons: 1
Coding region: 1-474 (157 amino acids)
Biological process (GO): regulation of transcription by RNA polymerase II
Cellular component (GO): nucleus
Molecular function (GO): RNA polymerase II cis-regulatory region sequence-specific DNA binding; DNA-binding transcription activator activity, RNA polymerase II-specific
Source: RefSeq, a predicted model, not a curated record
AUGCGCCCACUCAGGUCGACGGUGGCCAGGCACGAGAGGUCCCACACCGGGGACAGGCCCCACGUGUGCCAAAUCUGUCAAAGGGCCUUCGCCCGUUCAGACCAGCUGAACGCGCACCUCAACACGCACACGUCGGAGAGACCGUACAAGUGCGCCGUCUGCGGCCAAGGCUUCGCGAGCACCUCCGGACUGUCGCACCACAGGUUCAAGCACCUGGACGCCACUCAGCAUCCGCACCGGUGUAACGAAUGCGGAAAGACAUUCGCGCGCAAGCACAACCUGACGUCGCACCUGGUGACGCAUACGGGCGAAAAGCGCCACGCGUGCUGUGUGUGCGGUCGCCAGUUCGCGCACAGAAGCGGCGCCAGACACCACGAAAGAGUGGUGCACGGAGCUGCGUCGGGAUCCCAGCUCAUGGCGGCCGACGCACCGAAAAAGCACGCAGGACCUCUCUCCCGCCCGCGCGCGUUGUGA